GGUGACUGAUCGGAGAAGCGAGCAUGACGGAAUAUUUUGUUUCGCCUGCUGCGAAAAUGCUCACAAGUUGGUUAGUUGAAGAAGCAGUUCUGCUAAAAGGUGUGAAUAAGAAAGUUCAGCGUCUCAGAGGCAAAUUGAGUUGGAUGCAAGGUUUCCUCAAGGAUGCAAGAGAAAUCAGAAAGAUUUCAGGCUUGGAAGUCACAAAUAAGAGAAGUCGCAUUCGAUGCUGAAGUGCUUAUAGAAACUUACAUCAGUGAGGCAGCAGGACGAACUUCAUGGAGAAAAGUCCUUCAGCCAAUUCAUCUUAGGAAAAUCCGAAGAAAAAUUGAAGACAUCGAGGCCAGGAUGGACGUUAUCUCAAAACAAAAGGAAAGCUUCGGCAUAAGUGGCAACAAUCAGGACGGAGGUGAAGCAGUGAAUUUAAGAGAUAAAAGGUUGCAGUGCUGGAGACACCCAUCACCGAACGUGCAGGAAGAUGAUUUGGUUGACCUUGUUGACGACACCACGGCGUUGAUAACACAAUUGUCUUCAAUGGACAGGAGCCGUUGUGUAGUUUCUAUUGUGGGAAUGGGAGGAUUGGGCAAGACCACUCUGGCAAAGAAGUUGUACCAUCACCCUCAACUUGGAAAACAAUUUGCUUGUAGAUCCUUUGUUUAUGUAUCUCAAGAGUACAAAAGAAGAGAAAUUCUACAAAAAAUCAUUGAAGAUGUACGUUGUCCUCACGAUACAGUUGAUUUAGAGAAAGUAGAAGAGAAGAAGAUGGUUGAAAUGCUACACAAGUUCCUGCGCGAUAAGAGGUAUCUGGUUGUUCUUGAUGAUAUAUGGACAAAGGAGCUUUGGGAUGGUCUUAAAGAUGCAUUUCCUAGUGGGGAGAUGGGAAGUAAGGUGUUGCUCACUACUCGCUUUAUAGAUGUUGCUGUAUACGCAGAUCCAAGGAGCGUUCCGCAUGAGCCGCGGAUGUUAACAGACAACGAGAGCUUGGAACUGUUUCUCAUGAAAACACGCCCGGGAGUGGUUGAUAUCCCCUCUAACUUGCAGACACUUGGAAAAAAGAUGGUGGCUAAAUGCGCUGGUCUGCCUCUGGCAGUAGUUGUGCUCGGAGGAUUACUUUCCACUAAAUCGGAUGCGGAAUGGGAGCGCGUCGUUGGAAACAUCAGCUGGCAUUUGCUCAGUGCUGAAGUUAGAGUCUCCUAUAUAUUAGCCCUAAGCUACGACGACUUGCUUCCCCAUUUAAAAUCAUGUUUUCACCAUUUGGCGCUUUUUCCUGAAGAUUCCAGCAUAGAGAAAAAGUAUUUGAUUCGAUUGUGGGUUGCCGAAGGAUUCUUACCACAACAAGGACAAGAAAUCGAAGAAGGGGUGGCUGAAAAUUGCUUGAAUGAGUUGCUUAAUAGGUGCAUGAUCCAGGUGGCAACGCGAACAUCUCUUGGCAACGUUAAAACCAUUCGCAUCCAUGAUGUUCUCAGAGAUUUCUCUCUCACCAAGGGGAGGGAACAUUUUCUUGAAAUAUUUACUGACCAAGGAAACGAGUCGACCUCAGCAUCCCACCACUCGACCAAAUUUCGAAGGAUUGCGAUCCACGCUGCACAAUAUCCGUAUGAAUUUCUAAACCCAAUAACCCAUUUACGCUCCCUCCAUUUUUUCGGCGAGGAUCAUGAAAAGAUGUACUGUACUCGCAAGAAUUUUAAGUUGCUCAGGGUCUUAGAACUAUAUUGCAAGAAUCGUAAGUGGAAUGAUCUCAGGGAAUGUAGCGUAGUUGGGGACUUGAUUCAAUUGAGGUUUCUCAGGCUAAGAGGAGGGAAGAAUGCAUACAAUACAAGCCUGUCGUCCUUGAAGAACCUGCAAACACUUGAUAUGAGAUUUUGUGGUUCAUAUUUGAUGUUCAAAGAGUUGAAGAUACAGAAUCUGAGACAUCUACUCCUACCUGAACAUUAUCCAGUUGACUUAGCAUUGGGUACCAUGACCCAUUUACAAACCCUAAAAGGCAUAGAGGGUGGACGAUGGAUAGAAGAUGGUUUGGCCAAAAUGAUCAAUCUUCGACGACUGAUGAUAAGAACACUAUCACGAGAUGGGGUGACAUUAGUGAUUUCUAUCGUUGAAAAGUUGCGCUACCUUCAAUCGUUGUCGCUGACCAAUCAUGAAUUUGGAGAUGAAUUAUUUCCACCACUUGAAGGACUAUCCCGGUGUGACCAUCUUCAGAAGCUUCGUUUAUGCGGAAAGCUAGAGAAGCUACCUCAUGUAAAUGGAUUCCCACGAAACCUCAUAAAGCUAGUUUUGAUGAGAUCCAACCUCCAUAGAGAUUCAAUAGUUAUAUUAGAGAGGUUGCCAAACUUAAAGAUGCUUUCCAUGGAGUAUGGAUCAUACCCCUUCAGGGAAUUGGUUUGCUCCUCAGAAGGGUUUCCACAACUGCAAUUUCUCCACUUAAUUCAGGAGGAUUUAGAGGUUUGGAGGGUGGAAGAAAGGGCACUGCAGAAGCUCAGGCAGCUAACCACAGUCCGUUGUUCAAAAUUAAGGCAGGUUCCAGGAUUGAAGUUAUUGACUACUCUUCAGGAAUUAAAUAUAUUUGGUUCACCUGGGUUUGAAGAUAUGCUUCGAACUAAUGAAGACCUGAUCGAAUUCACAAGAAUAAACUCGAUCAAAUUAGUGCAAAGAUAUAAUUUCGAUUAUAUGAAAUGGUCUGCACACCAUUAG
Fragaria vesca subsp. vesca is the source of this 2688-nucleotide messenger RNA. RefSeq names its product disease resistance protein RPH8A-like. The transcript is spliced from 2 exons. The coding region runs from base 163 to 2688 and encodes 841 amino acids. NCBI's taxonomy places the organism in Eukaryota, Viridiplantae, Streptophyta, Magnoliopsida, Rosales, Rosaceae. The record is from RefSeq and is a predicted model, not a curated record. Gene Ontology annotation, biological process: defense response to other organism. Gene Ontology annotation, molecular function: ADP binding.